Messenger RNA from Stylophora pistillata, 1296 nucleotides. RefSeq names its product leucine-rich repeat-containing protein 14. Gene Ontology annotation, cellular component: cytoplasm. Lineage: Eukaryota; Metazoa; Cnidaria; Anthozoa; Scleractinia; Pocilloporidae. The record is from RefSeq and is a predicted model, not a curated record.
AUGUCGGCUUGUUCGCUUACUAAAUUGUCGGCCUCUACCAUUGUGCAGGAUGGAUGUAUUGUGGAAGGAUACGACUUGAGCACAUUGCCAAGAGCUGUUCUACAAGAACUUCUUUUGACUUCCAUUUCUCAAUCUAGGAUUCUCAGUUUAAGAAUUUUGAUCGUAAAGUGGCCUUUAAGACAACUCAUACUGCAAAAUGUUCAAGGUUUUGAUGAACCGAAAGCAGUUCUCCUUGCUUACUGUUUGCAGAGAUUUAAACACGAUUUACGACUUGUCGACAUUAGGGGAUGCAACAUUGGUCUUCAUGGGACCACGGCAUUUUGCAAGCUAGCUGCUGAUAUUCAAGUUUCAGACAAUGAUGUGUUGGGAAUGAAAAUUUUGGACACACGUCCAACUGCAGAAUUCCUAAAAGGAAACUUUCCAACAAAAGUUUCAUGCCAGAGAAUUCCCCCAACAGUGAUUAUGUUAGAUUGUAUUGUUGACAAAGACAACUGUGGCCUUGUAAUCCAGGCUUGCACUAAGCACUCAGUUAUGGAUUUAAAGAUAUCACAUUUAACAGUACAUUCCAUUAGAAGGAAUAAGCUUCGCACCCUGUUGUCUUCUUUGGAGUCUUCAAUAAUCAAAGGCUUAAACCUGGCAAUGAAUGGACUACAGGAAGAGGGAUUCAAUGUCAUUUCCCCCAUUAUUACAACCUUCACAAAUUUAACAGAUCUUAAUCUUUCCUACACUGGUAUAACAAGUCAAAACACUUCCGCUAUUCAGCAAAUAGCCAAUAUCUGCCACAGACUAAAAACAAUAAUGAAGCUUGAUAUGUCUGGUAAUUAUAUCCGGUCUGGAGUGUACGCUAUUCUACAUCAUCUACAGUCACCUUUGACUCAUCUGGAUCUGAGAGGAUGUGGCGUGCGAGAAUCUGACCUCUGUGAAAUGUGCAAACUAGACACUUUAAAGCAUUUGAAGUCUUUGAAACUAAAUGGAGGUGCAUUUGUGAACUGUAUUGAACUGUUGUGCCGUUUUGUUCUUAAGUCAGCUGGAACAUUGGAGUUUUUGUCACUAGAAGAUCACAUGUUUGAUUCAUCCAGUAUUUCUCCCCUUUGUCAGAUGAUCAAAACACUACCUCUGCUAAAGAGAUUGUCACUAAGCUACAACCAUUUUUUGCCUGAUGAUAUUAGAACAAUCAAAGACAAGUUUCCAGCCAUGGACUUGGUUUACAAGGAGUGGCUCUAUUAACCUCAGGUAUUCAAGGCAUUUAAAUUGUAUUCAGCCCAGGGCUGGGUUCAUUAAAGGUGGUUAAGAUAA